GGUAGGUGGUAAUAAAGGUCAUCCACCGUCCGUCCCAUUCUAGAAGUGGUUGUUUUAAUGUUUUUGUUCUUUUAUUGUUUCCUUUUUUUAUAGAUUUUUUAGAACUUAGUAGGCUUUUGUUUAAUUGUAACAUGUCUGUAUCUAUGUUAUCGCUUGUGUGCCCGUAAAGAUAAAAUGAAAAAGCCUUGUAAAAUUCCGUAAAGAUAAAAUGAAAAAGCCUUGUAAAAUUCGGACAUUGUCCGGUUCUACCAAGAAAGGUAUUGUGGCAAAGGAUCUUUGUGACCUGAUCAAGAGGGGAUGUCACCUCCUUGAGAUUGCAAAGGAAGACUUCCAAAAGAUUUGCGAAGAAGAUAAAACUGAGAUUAUUGAUAAUGAGUAUUUUGAAUCACUGCCAGCAAACACAACAUUUGUGUUCCUGGAAUGUGGAGAAGAAUUUCCUGCAGAUUUUUCUGUAUUUCUUAAGACACUUGAGGGUAUGUUGCAGCACAAUGAAGCUGCGAAUGAAAUGAAAUCAUUUCUGAAAAACACAGAUCUUUGCCACAUGUACAACGUUAUUGCAUCAGUCUCUGCAACAUGGGCCACAAACAACGAAGAAACACGAGACAGUGAUCCUGAUUGGUUCAAAGGUAUUGAUAAUCGUUUUAAAACAAAAUCUGAUGUCAUGAGAAACCGUGCUAAAAACAGAAUACGAGGCUACCUAGAUACAGCAAAAACAUACUUCAAUGCGAAAGAUAAGAAGACCAAACAACACGCUACAGAAGUAUUAAAACAGUUUGAGAUGGAUUUGCGUAAAAACAACUACUUUGGCUCCCUAUUUGAUCGAACAGCUGUGAAUCAAGUGAACGGUCUGCAGACCCCAUUGUGCAACGAGGAUGGUUGGUUUGGAUGUGGAGGCAUCUACAAUGAAAAAUCAUGUCGAUACCAUCACAACAUCAACCCUUAUAGUUCCAGACAGUUCUUUGUUAUCUUUAGCACAUGGAACUUAGACCAUAUAAUUGAAAAGAGUCGUCAGGUUUUGCCAGAUCUCGAAUCAGCAUUGAUCUCUUCCUCAAAACAUCGGACUGUCAACUCUGCAUAUUUUUUUAGCCUCUUGUUUACUACAAGGAAUCUCAAACUAGUCCAUAUUGUAUGUCACGACAAAGGAGCUCACAAAGCAAGAAAUACGGACAAAAGUCAUUGGUAUUUAUCUCUUUAAUCCGACCUUGUGACUAGAUGCUU
Messenger RNA from Anneissia japonica, 1218 nucleotides. Its product is annotated as DNA fragmentation factor subunit beta-like. The record is from RefSeq and is a predicted model, not a curated record. Gene Ontology annotation, biological process: apoptotic DNA fragmentation; apoptotic process. The transcript has 6 exons. Bases 209 to 1195 code for a protein of 328 amino acids. Gene Ontology annotation, cellular component: nucleus; cytoplasm. Gene Ontology annotation, molecular function: DNA endonuclease activity. Lineage: Eukaryota; Metazoa; Echinodermata; Crinoidea; Comatulida; Comatulidae.